AUGCCGAAAAGUGUCAGUAACCCCGGAGAUAAACAGGCAGCACCCGAUGCUAUUGCUAAGACAGACUGGACUAAAUGUGCCAUUUGCCAGCAAAACAAAGUAGAGCCUUUACGGUGUCCCGCAGAUUCCAAGCGCUCGUGUGAUGUUGGAUCAGGCUACAAGACCUUGGCUGGGAAUAAAACGAAGUUCAUGGAUCUCGAUUGCGUGCCUAUACAGGUAGAUCUUUCACGGCUAGAUGAAGGUGAAGGAUUGGAGAAUACGUUCGUAAGGAGGAAAGCACGCUGGCACAAAAGUUGCUACGACCUCUUCAAUUCUACGAAGUUAAAACGAGCAGAAAAAAGACAGGCGCUUGAAAGUGAACAGCCGGUUGGUGGAAAGUAUACACGUUCAGCUUUGCCUGCAUCUCUCGACAAUUGCGGUACAUGCUUUUUUUGUGAAGAGUAUUCUACUCGUAAUAACCCUCUUCACAAUGUCUCAACAUUUGGCUUAGAUGCUCGUGUCAGGAAGUGUGUGAUGGUAUUGCAGGAUGAAAAGCUUUUGGCGAAGUUAAGCGCUGGCGACUUGGAAGCGCUAGAGGCUAAAUAUCACGCCCCUUGUUUAGCAUCACUGUAUAAAAAAGCUGACAGAGUCAAAGAGGAAGACGAAGAAGAUGAGACAAGCCCUCGACUACCGGAGGGUAUCGCGCUUGCGGAACUAGUUUCCUUUAUUGAAGAGUCACGCAUGGUCAGUACUGCAGAGCUACCAGUUGUCAGACUUGCCGAACUUGUGGAUAAGUAUACAUCCCUUUUGAAACAACUUGGAGAAAACACACCUGCACGCAUUCACACUACAUGUCUAAAAGACCGCAUUCUUUCACAAAUUCCAGCUCUCGAAGAACACAAGCAAGGACGUAAUGUAUUUUUGGCCUUCAAAACGGAUCUUGCCAACGCACUACAGAAAGCUCAUAAGGAAGACAGUGAUGAAGAAGCAAUGCACCUUGGCAAAGCCGCAAUAAUUGUGCGCAAAGAAAUGUUCACACAGAAAUACACAUUUGACGGAUCUUUCGAAUCGAACUGCCAGGCGAACUCCGUUCCACCAUCACUGGUAUCUCUUGUCAAUAUGAUUCUCUAUGGUCCUAACAUUGAAAUGCAAGCAAGCACUUUAACCAAGUCUCAAUCUGGUCUUACCAUCUCUCAGUUGCUACAGUACAACAGCUACCAUCGCCGUAGCAGUGGAGAAGUUAAGCGGGAGCGAAGAAAUAAAUCUCGCGAGACACUGCUUCCCAUUUUUGUAGGACUGUCUAUCCAUGCCAAGACCCGAAGUCGCGAUAUUGUAGAAAACAUGCACACCCUGGGACUUAGUGUUUCGUAUGACAGAGUUCUUUCCAUUUCUACUGAUUUGGGUAAUGCUGUUUGCCAUCGCUAUCAGGAAGAAAACUUUGUGUGUCCAUGUAAUCUUCGAUUAAAUCUGUUUACGGCAGCCGCUGUGGAUAACAUUGACCACAAUCCUAGUUCUACAACUGCACAAGAUUCAUUCCACGGAACAGGAAUCUCGAUGUUUCAACACACAACUAAUGAAAUACCAGGCAGUUCUCCGGGAUGCGUCAAUAUCUCACAAACCACAGCUAACACAAAAUCAGUGGCGGAAUUACCCGUUUCUUACACAGAGGUGGCGCCUGCAGUUCUUCCUAACAAAACCCCUCUAGUUCCUGAAACAAGCAGCCAAUUACAAGGAGGAAGUACCGUUAAUCGUGCAAUGGAAAAGGAACUAGACUGGCUUGAGGAUGUCAAUGGCACCAUUAAGAAUCACCCAAGUCAGCAUAUCACUCCACUACAGAUCAGCAACGGAAUCGGGCUGGUCUGUCCGCCCUGUCUGCACCUCUGCCUCUUUUUCCCGACCAAGCUAAGUCCGUGGCAAUGAUCCGGCAUGCAAUGGAUGUCAUCAAAGCGUGUGUAAACUACCUUAAUCCUGGUCAAGUUCCCGUUGUCGCCAUGGAUCAGCCACUGUACGCUGUUGCCAAACAAAUACAAUGGAACUGGAAGGAUAGCUAUGGAGAGAAUAAGUUUGUCAUCAUGUUUGGUGGUCUCCAUAUCGAAAUGGUCUUUUUGAAAGUUAUUGGUGAUUGGCUGGACGAGAGCGGAUGGACAGCUGCACUGGUAGAAGCUAACGUUGCCACACCUGGGACAGCAGAAUCAUUCAUCUGGGCCACGAGCGUUACACGUUCACAACGAGCUCAUCAAGUAACGGCCAGCAGCCUUUACGUGUUACUGCAAAAGGCAUAUGCGAAGUAUUCAGAGGGUCUCAAUGAUGGAGAUGACCUUCUUCUUUUUGAUGAUUGGUGUGCUCAACAAGUAUCUGCGGUACCCCAAUUCCAGUUCUGGUAUAUCGCCUUGCAGCUUGAGCUUUUGCUGUUGGUCUUCAUUGGAUCGCUUCGUCAAGCCAACUUCAAGCUUUGCAUUGACACUCUCCACAAGAUGUUGCCUUGGUUUUUUGCACUCAAUCACACUAAUUAUGCACGUUGGCUUCCCGUUCAUCUUCGGGAUAUGAGUGCACUUCAGCAGACAGCCCCAGGUGUCUUCCUUCAGUUUGAAAAGGGGUUGUUCACAGUCCACAAGACCCCAAGGCGGUUUUCUGCUAUUGCUAUCGAUCAGGCGCACGAACAGAACAAUGGGAUGGUCAAAGGAGAUGGUGGGGCUGUGGGCCUUACUGAGAACCCUAGUGCUCUCCGUCGAUGGAUGAUAUCAGGGCCGGAAAUGGCAAGACUUGUGAGCGAGUUUGAAGCUUCUAUGACAACAGAGGUCGAAUUUCAAGGAGCAGAUCACCAUGAAGUACAAAGAAGCUUUCAAGUGUCAUUUUUCAAAGACGUGAAAUCCCUAGUUACAACGAUUGAGGAUUUUGGUAACCCUUUCCUGGAAGAAAGUGAAGACCUUAUCGUUCUGGACACUAAGGAAAUUGCUGGGCAGCUUCAGUUACAAUUCUACGUCAGAUAG
Messenger RNA from Porites lobata, 2969 nucleotides. The record is from the annotation of a GenBank genome assembly. Lineage: Eukaryota; Metazoa; Cnidaria; Anthozoa; Scleractinia; Poritidae.